AUGAGAGAUAUGGGAAACACAAUGAUGUCCAAGUUCUUGAAAUAUUGGAAAGACUACAACUUAGUGCUUGCUUUUUGUAUCAUUUUGGAUCCUCGUUACAAGCUUGCAUUUGUCAAAUUUUGCUAUGAAAAGUUGGGGGAAGAGUACACUUCAAAGCCGAAGGCUAUUAUGGAUGAUUUGGAGCUGCUCUUUAAGGAGUACAAAACUCAAAGUCAAAGUGUGGUGCAUAUGGCUUCUCUUAGCAUUCCUUUGGAUAACCACACUGCUGGUUUCUAUGCUUCCAUUAUCAAUCAGAACACAUCAACUAGAUCCGAGUUGGAAUUAUAUUUGGCGGAUCCUUUAAAUCCUGCUUAUGCAGACAUUGUUGCUUCAGAGUCGUCUUUUAGUUUGGGAGGUAGAAUAUUAUCCACAUGGAGGACUUCCAUUUCGUCUGAUACUCUUGAAGCUGUUGUGACAACUCGUAAUUGGAUGCAUGGAUAUAAAAUGGAUGCAGAAUAUGAUGGAGAAGAAGUGAAGCUUGUUGCUUGA
Linum trigynum is the source of this 528-nucleotide messenger RNA. The record is from the annotation of a GenBank genome assembly. NCBI's taxonomy places the organism in Eukaryota, Viridiplantae, Streptophyta, Magnoliopsida, Malpighiales, Linaceae.